Molecule: messenger RNA, 1341 nt
Organism: Purpureocillium lilacinum
Lineage: Eukaryota; Fungi; Ascomycota; Sordariomycetes; Hypocreales; Ophiocordycipitaceae
Source: RefSeq, a predicted model, not a curated record
AUGCCCCAGGGCCGUGGCAGGCCUCGGUCUUCUGGUCUUCGCCCCUGCUCGCGCGGAACCCAUGCCUUUGUUUCCGGGUCUGGGGGGCUAACACAACUUGGCGGGCAGAGCCUGAACGAAGAGAAACAAUGUACUGUACGGUACGAAGUACACGAUGGCCGACGGCGGCAGCGAUGGGGGGAGGGCACACACGGGCAAGACGGCGAGUUUCGGCCCCGGGAGGCCGCACGGCUUGUUCCCUCCAGAGGCGCGCCCCAGACUGGGAGCGCGCGAAACGGGAAUAGCAGGACCGCUGGUGCCGCGCGGUUGGACGAGGCAAACAUGGAGCCCACGAUUGUUGGCCUCGACCGCCGCCAGAGCCCAGCAAGAUUUGGUGAAUGGUGCAUUACAGUAACGCACUCACACUCCUGGCUCGUCACACUGGUUCCCAGCUUUCCGGCCAGCUCAGAGCGCCGUAGCUAUCACAGGACCGACCACCCCAAAAAGUUCCCGGGUGGGGGGGCCAACACGCUCGGGGCUCGGGAGAAAGCAUGGCUCCGCGCGCCCAUGCACGAUCAUGGCCGUCCUCGGCAGGCCGCACGUGCGGUUGGGAUGAUGUCGUUCCAUUGCCGGGAACAAGAUCUCGCGGGCGCAGGUUGGCGAGCGAGUUUAUUAAGGUUGGAGCCGUGGAGCCUCAUAGGGCGCGAGAGGCGGACGUGCGUACGCCGAUCAGGGACACCGAGGAGGACGACGCGGCGCAAUUCGUCGGGUGGUGGGGAGGCUCACUUGGUGCGUGGUCCUGGCGCGACUAGGCCACGGCUAGACAUGGUGAUGUCUGUAGUAUGCGUGCGCCUGUUGGUUCCUGAUGCGAGCGAAUGCAUGGAUGGCCAGAGAUGGCCAUCCGCCGAUGGCCGCGAGCGGCAACACGCAGGUCCACGAGGCGUUGACAAGAGAACGAGGAUUGCUGAUCCGUUGGCGCCGUUUGUUGGUGUUGGCGUGGAGAUUGGCCAGCGUGUUGGGCGCGCGACGUGCUUGUUGUAUCGUGGCUUUGCGGCCGGGCUACCUGCAGUACUGUACUGGUACUGUACCUCGUUGCCAUCCAUGGUUGUCUGCCCAGAGCUCCAGACGGCGCAGCUGCCAACGAGUGCCAACGGGACUGUAGGCGGCAAUAGGAAACAUGGUGAGAAGGCGUCGUUUUUGGCCCCGGACGAUGUUCUGGUGCAUGAUUCGCGGCAAAGUCCGCUCCCAAGGGGACGACGAGGCAGACCCCUGGCUCUUCGUAUGGGACCCCAGGCGAGCUCGAGAUGCGAGAUGCGUCUCGUGAGGCAUCUCGCGCAAGAGGGUCGGGUGUUGGGACGGUAA